CCACUUCAUCAGCAAGAUGAUUCCAAGCUUCUCGCGACCUGCGCUCCAUUUGCGCUCUACGCAAACCACUCCAAGCUUUUCAGUUCCAGCCUUUCAGGUCCCUUCCCAAAGGCAGUCGGCCUGGAGCAUCUGGAGCCAUGGUGUCUCGGGCUUCAUGGCCUUGAUGGUGUUGAGCUCCAGAACGACACGUCAUGCUGGCGACGCUGGCGAAGAAGCUCCACGAAGAAAUGGCUCUCGGAAGCCUCGGAAGCCCAAGAAAUUCUCGCCCUUCUGCACUAAGGCGACCCAGUGGCGAGGGCAGACAGGAAGGGGCAAAAAAGGUCACUUCCAUCUCCUGGACAGAUACAUUCGACGAAUCGAUGCUUUGCUGCCAGAAGACAUGGAAGACCUGGUGCGGCCCAUGAGCUACAAGCCAAAUCAGGAACAGACAACCAGGAGCAUCAAGAUUACCUUUCCAGAUGCCAUGGUGGCGCCAGCUGACAUCAGCGAGGAGGAAGUGAGAAACUUCCUGGCACCAACUGUGCCAAGAUCCAUUGCGCUGGGAUGGACAUCAGAGGAAGGCAAUGCGGAAGUCUUCGUGCUCUUUGAAGACAACGAGGAUUGUCGAAGCGCCCGGCAACUGGAUGGUCAGAGGCUGGGGAGCUUCUACGCUCAAGUCAGGUUUACGGUGGACAACAAGUUCCGGCGAGUCAUGGAAGACUUGGGCUUCUGGGAGAAGGGUAGCAAUCAAUUGGAUUCAGAGCAACCUGAAGUGCCAGCGGAACAAGAAGCUGCGCUGCCAGCAGAUGCGUAGGCGUUGCCUCCCGCUACAAAUGUCGAAAGCAACGUGCCAAAAA
Molecule: messenger RNA, 836 nt
Organism: Cladocopium goreaui
Lineage: Eukaryota; Dinophyceae; Suessiales; Symbiodiniaceae
Source: the annotation of a GenBank genome assembly